GCAGCUGCUGCUUUUGGAGCGGCCGACGUGAACAGUUGUCACAAGCGAGCCUGUGGUGCACCAAACAGUGCUGGAAUGUCAAAAGAGGAAGUUGCACAGCUUGCUGCAAAUUUCACGCGACUCUCACACGAACCAUUGCUCGAUGAUCCUUCGCCAGUAACGUUCAACAGUAGACGACGGUCAUCAAAUGGAAGUAAUUCAUGUGAUGAAAGUACUAACUCAGGAAUUCCACGACUUUUCUCUCGUGAUAUGCUGCACGUAAGGUUUUGGAAAACAAUUCGCCUUUUUAUGUGUUUUGUGCUGCAGCGGUUGCACAAAGCGCGUAUUGUCCCGAUACUGUAUGUGUAUGUGCGGAUGUAUGAAAGUCGGUCUGUUUCAACUGGCACAUCUAGCUCACCUUCACCAGCGCGUCGCCUUUCGAAUACGCUAGUUGUUGAAAGCACCAGUGCAUACGAGCCAUCUGCUACUACUAGCCAUGCAGCUGAACAAAAUAAUGCAUUUUAUCGGCAUAACAGUGGGCUUAAAAGAAUGUUCAUUCGUGGAUCAUCCCGUAGUGAACGCUAUUACAGGCGAAGAGCGAUUCCGAAUCUGCCGAAUCAGGCAUCGGAGGGACAAGCGCACUGCAUGAUGGAAUUGGCCAAGCGUCUGCUUAUUGAAGCGGGUGGUAGCCAGAACACAGUUAUCUUCAAUGCAUCGCAAAGUAUCGGCAGCCAAACUAAUACACAACGUAACGGUCCUCACCGGCAGUUGCACGUGUGCUCAUUUCUUAUUGGACUUUAUGCUUUGGGCUUGAAUAAUUUGUUAUCAGCGAGUUGGCAAACUCGAACUUACAGCACCAAUGUCAGUUGGAUCCAUGGACAAGCAAUUGAAAUUGAUAAUAAUCAGACUCUACUUCUUUUGCAUUUAGGGAGUUCUGCUAUAAAAAUUGUGGAACGAGUCUGGGAAGCGCAUCUUACACCUACCGAAGUAGCCGCUCUGGCCGACAAGGCCAGCCAGAGUCGCGAUCCAUGCAUGGUUGAAGCUGCUGCAAAACUUGCCCUGAGUGUUCUGCCAAAGGCGUACGCUCUGACAGCAGCAGAAAGCCAGAAAGCGUUGCAUCAGUGCAAGGAACAAAGCUCAGAAAUGCUGGAAAGGGCAUGCCGUGCCGUUGAGCAGGCUGCAGAGAAGGACGGUGUGUAUCCGGAAGUACUUUUCAAGGUUGCACGACAUUGGUUUGAUUUAUUCGUUGAGUCGGAAGCUGCGAGCAGCUCCCAGGCUGCAUUUCAAAACUCAUUUCCGCCUCAACAACCCUCAUUUCCAGUUGCAAUCCCUCAGUUAAAUAAUGAUGUUUUGCAGUCGCAAACACAUCAGAAUUUCUACCCAGCCACUAAUGCUCAGGCUGUGCAGCUGCCUGUUCAGUGCAGGCCUCCACAUGCACCUUAUAUGAAUUUCUUGCCGCCCCCUCCUCACGCUCAGCAAUUUGGUCCUCAGCUUCCACCACUCUAUUCACCUCCGAUACCAUGUGCCCAACCACAAGCGGGAAUUCAGUACUCAGCACGGGGCCCAUUGCCAAUUGCCGCAAUAUCAAUGGUACCUCCACCAAAUCAUGGUCCUUUAAGGCAGCAACCAAAUACCAUUUUCCCUCCACCAGUAGUUGGCCCAACACCGUCGAGAGCAUUGCAUAUUAGCCACUCGGCGCCCAAUCUAAGCCCGAUGCAAGCUGUGCAAGCGUUCUCCAGGCGCAACCAGCCUUUGUGCAUCUUGCAGCAAGAUCAGCAGCAGCAGCAACAACAGCAGCCUGUUCAACUGGGCCCUGGAAUAGCGCCGUAUCAAUUUCCUUCUGUCGCUGAGCACUGCGCACAGCCGGCUGCAUUGAACGUAAGCGCGCUGCGCCAUCCUCCUCCUCCUGCUUCACUCAUGUUGUGUCCACCAGUUACGUAUUUUGGGCAGCCAGUUGCUUCCCAGCCUCCGCUGAAUAUUCCUUUGCCAUCGCCGAGUGCAUCCAUUGUUGGAGAUCCGCGAAUGGCGAAACUUGUCCAUGCUCAUCGUGUUGGUAUGAUUGCCAUGGAGACAAUGGGUAAUAGGAAUUCGGACGACAACCCAUAUGCGGAAGAUGUACGUUGGCUGUUCACAGUGGCCACACGACUGGGAGUUGUUUUCACGCUGAGCUUCUGUGAAGUGGCAGCUCGAUCAGUUGCUUCACCAUUUGUUCUUUUUUCACUGGCAGUUGAAUCGACAAAGGUCCGGACCAUACUGAUGCAGCAUGGAUUUGCCCCACCAACAGCCGAUUUAAUGCAGCACUGUAUUGAAAUGUUUUAUGCAGCAGCCAGCUCGAAACUCAGCCAUCCUCGAUUUGUUCCCUCCGACGUUGAGGAGGUUCGGACCAUACUGAUGCAGCAUGGAUUUGCCCCACCAACAGCCGAUUUGAUGCAGCACUGUAUUGAAAUGUUUUAUGCAGCAGCCAGCUCGAAACUUAGCCAUCCUCGAUUUGUUCCCUCCGACGUUGAGGAGGUUAUCCAGCUAAUUAAAACAGCCAAAGAAGCGUUUGGUUGGAUACCGGGACCAGGGAAACUGAUGUUUGAAGAUUUCAUGCGCCACGGUUCGAAACUGUCAGGGGGGUGGAUGUCGUUGGCACUUGCCGACAUUUGGGUUGGGUUGCUUCCGGACGCCUCCACCUCUCAUUCAGUGUUCAUUGUGAAUAAGGCUGUGAAUAAGGCUUUGAUUCAGUGUGAAUAA
Messenger RNA from Gongylonema pulchrum, 2715 nucleotides. The record is from the annotation of a GenBank genome assembly. NCBI's taxonomy places the organism in Eukaryota, Metazoa, Nematoda, Chromadorea, Rhabditida, Gongylonematidae.